AUGACCAACGUCCACAGGAUGGAGGAGACUACCUCCCUCCUCUUACUUCUGAGGGUCGGAAAUGUUACAAGGUCAAAGGUGAUAUUCUUGGUUUCAAUUACGCUCUUUGCUUCCAAGUUCUUCUAUAAACACUUUUUUUUUUUUUUGUAUCAUAUUACAUAUUUUUAUCUUUUAAUAUUUUUUCUCUCUUUUUCUUUCUCUUUGAUUUCUUAUUAUUUUCUUUUUCUUCAUGUUUUUUUCCUUCUUUUUCUUCAUGUUUUUUCCUUCUUUUUCUUCAUGUUUUUUCCUUCUUUUUCUUCAUGUUUUUCCUUCUUUUUCUUCAUGUUUUUUCCUUCUUUCUCUUCAUAUUUUUUCCUUCUUUCUCUUCAUAUUUUUUCCUUCUUUCUCUUCAUAUUUUUUCCUUCUUUCUCUUCAUAUUUUUUCCUUCUUUUUCUUCAUGUUUUUUUCCUUUUUUUCUUCAUGUUUUUUUCCUUUUUCAUCAUGUUUUCCUUUUUUUUUCCUUUUUUCUUUUGCCUUUUUUCUUUUUUCUUUUCUUUUUCUCUCUGUUUUUACUUAUUUUUCAUUCAUUUUCUCUUUUUCUCUUUUCUUCCUUUCUUUUUUUUCUCUCUCUCUCUACUUAUUUUUCUUUCUUUAAUUUCUUUUAUCUUUUUCAUUCAUUUUCUCUUUUCUUUCUUUUCUUUUUCUUAUCCCUCUUUUUUUCUCUUGCCUUUUUUCUUCUUCCUUUCUUUUCUCUCUCUCUCUCAAUUUACUUUUCUUUCUUUAAUAUUUUUUAUCUUUUUCUUUCAUUUUCUCUUUCUUUUCUCUUCCCUACUUUUCUCUUUCCUUCUUUUUCUCGUCUUUUUUCUUUUUCUACCUUCCAUUUCUCUUUCUCUCUCUCUCUCUCUCUUGUUUCUUUUUCCCAUUCUUUUUGAUUAUCUUUUUUUACUUUGUCCUCUUUCUUUUCUCUGUUUGUUUCUUUUCCCCUUUCUUUCAAACUAUUUCUCUUACCUCUUCUUCUUUCCUUUUCCUCUCUUUUCUCCUAAGGAUUAUAGGUUCCUUUUCAGUAGCUUGGAAUGA
Molecule: messenger RNA, 1056 nt
Organism: Acanthosepion pharaonis
Lineage: Eukaryota; Metazoa; Mollusca; Cephalopoda; Sepiida; Sepiidae
Source: the annotation of a GenBank genome assembly